Lemur catta (Ring-tailed lemur) is the source of this 4127-nucleotide messenger RNA. RefSeq names its product MN1 proto-oncogene, transcriptional regulator (gene MN1). NCBI's taxonomy places the organism in Eukaryota, Metazoa, Chordata, Mammalia, Primates, Lemuridae. The record is from RefSeq and is a predicted model, not a curated record. Gene Ontology annotation, biological process: regulation of DNA-templated transcription.
AUGUUUGGGCUGGACCAAUUCGAGCCCCAGAUCAACAGCAGGAACGCCGGCCAGGGCGAGAGGAACUUUAACGAGACCGGACUGAGCAUGAACACCCAUUUUAAGGCUCCGGCUUUCCACACAGGGCCACCCCCUGGCCCCGUGGACCCUGCCAUGAGUGCGCUGGGCGAGCCCCCGAUCUUGGGCAUGAACAUGGAGCCAUACGGCUUCCACGCGCGCGGUCACUCGGAGUUGCACGCAGGGGGGCUGCAGGCGCAGCCUGUGCACGGCUUCUUUGGCGGUCAGCAGCCUCAUCACGGCCACCCGGGAAGCCACCAUCCCCACCAGCAUCACCCUCACUUUGGGGGCAACUUUGGUGGCCCGGAUCCGGGGGCCUCGUGCCUGCAUGGGGGUCGCCUGCUCGGCUACGGCGGCGCAGCCGGCGGCCUGGGCAGCCAGCCGCCCUUCGCCGAGGGUUAUGAGCACAUGGCGGAGAGCCAGGGGCCAGAGAGCUUCGGCCCGCAGCGACCAGGAAACCUCCCGGACUUCCACAGUUCGGGUGCCUCCGGCCACGCUGUGCCUGCCCCAUGUCUGCCGCUGGACCAGAGCCCUAACCGAGCCGCCUCCUUCCACGGCCUGCCCUCCUCCAGCGGCUCCGAUUCCCACAGUCUGGAGCCCCGGAGGGUGGCGAACCAAGGAGCCGUCGACUCGCUGGAAUACAAUUACCCGGGCGAGGCGCCCUCGGGACAUUUUGACAUGUUUUCGCCUUCUGACUCCGAAGGGCAGUUGCCUCAUUAUGCGGCGGGUCGCCAGGUUCCUGGGGGCGCUUUCCCGGGAGCCUCGGCCAUGCCCAGAGCCGCGGGCAUGGUGGGCUUGUCCAAAAUGCACGCCCAGCAACCGCAGCAGCAGCAGCAGCAACAGCAGCAGCAGCAACAGCAGCAGCAGCAGCAGCAUGGUGUGUUCUUUGAGAGGUUCGGCGGGGCCCGCAAGAUGCCUGUGGGUCUGGAGCCCGGAGUGGGCUCCAGGCACCCGUUAAUGCAGCCGCCCCAGCCGGCCCCGCCACCCCCUCAGCAACAGCCCCCGCAGCAGUCGCAACAGCAGCAGCAGCCGCCGCCACCCGGGCUUCUGGUCCGACAAAAUUCGUGCCCGCCUGCGCUCCCUCGGCCCCAGCAGGGCGAGGCGGGCACGCCCAGCGGCGGCCUGCAGGACGGAGGCCCCAUGCUGCCCAGCCAGCACGCGCAAUUCGAAUACCCCAUCCACCGGCUGGAGAACCGGAGCAUGCACCCUUACUCCGAGCCGGUUUUCAACGUGCAGCAUCCUCCUCCGCAGCAGGCGCCCAACCAGCGGCUGCAGCAUUUCGAUGCGCCCCCCUACAUGAACGUGGCCAAGAGGCCGCGCUUCGAUUUCCCGGGCAGCGCGGGAGUGGACCGCUGCGCUUCGUGGAACGGCAGCAUGCACAACGGCGCUCUGGACAACCACCUCUCACCCUCCGCCUACCCGGGCCUACCCGGCGAGUUCACGCCGCCCGUGCCCGACAGCUUCCCCUCCGGGCCGCCCCUGCAGCACCCUGUCCCGGACCACCAGUCCCUGCAACAGCAGCAGCAGCAGCAGCAGCAGCAGCAACAGCAGCAGCAGCAGCAACAGCAGCAGCAGCGCCAAAACGCGGCCCUCAUGAUUAAACAGAUGGCGUCGCGGAAUCAGCAGCAGCGGCUGCGCCAGCCCAGCCUCGCCCAGCUAGGCCACCCCGGGGACGUGGGCCAGGGCGGCCUGGUGCAUGGCGGCCCGGUGGGCGGCUUGGCUCAGCCGAACUUUGAGCGCGAAGGCGGCAGCGCGGGCGCGGGGCGCCUGGGAACCUUCGAGCAGCAGGCGCCGCACUUGGCGCAGGAGAGCGCGUGGUUCCCAGGUCCGCACCCGCCGCCCGGAGACCUGCUACCCCGCAGGAUGGGCGGCUCGGGCCUGCCUGCUGACUGCGGUCCGCACGACCCCAGCCUGGCGCCUCCCCCUCCGCCUGGCGGGUCUGGGGUGCUGUACCGGGGCCCUCUGCAGGAGCCGCUGAGGAUGCCCGGGGAGGGCCACGUGCCCGCGCUGCCUUCGCCGGGCCUGCAGUUCGGGGGCAGCCUGGCCGGCCUGGGCCAGCUGCAGUCGCCUGGGGCCGGGGUGGGGCUGCCCAGCGCUCCUUCGGAGCGCCGGCCACCGCCGCCAGACUUCGCUGCGCCCGCGCUGGGGGGCCAGCCCGGCUUUCCGUUUGGCGCAGCGAGCCGGCAGGCCACGCCACACAGUGGCCCAGGCGUGAACUCACCCCCGAGCACAGGCGGGGGCGGUGGCAGCUCGGGCGGCGGCGGGGGCGGCGGGGGUGCCUACCCGCCACAGCCUGAUUUCCAGCCCAGCCAGCGCACCUCGGCCAGUAAGCUGGGCGCGCUCUCCCUGGGCUCCUUCAAUAAGCCCAGCUCCAAGGACAACCUGUUCGGCCAGAGUUGCCUGGCUGCGCUUUCCACCGCUUGCCAGAACAUGAUCGCCAGCCUAGGGGCCCCCAACCUCAACGUGACCUUCAACAAGAAGAACCCGCCCGAGGGCAAGAGGAAACUGAGCCAGAAUGAGACCGACGGCGCGGCCGUGGCCGGUAACCCGGGCUCGGAUUACUUCCCGGGAGGGACUGCUCCUGGGGCCCCAGGACCGGGAGGCCCGUCCGGGACUAGUAGCAGCAGCUCCAAAGCCUCGGGGCCGCCCAACACACCCGCCCAGGGGGACGGCACCAGUCUCUCCCCCAACUACAACCUAGAAUCAACGUCGGGGAAUGACGGCAAGCCAGUUCCCGGGGGUGGUGGCCGGGGACGGGGUCGCAGAAAAAGGGACAGUGGUCACGUGAGCCCCGGGACCUUCUUUGACAAGUACUCAGCAGCUCCGGACAGCGGGGGCGCACCUGGGGUGAGCCCAGGGCAGCAGCCAGCCUCAGGCGCUGCCGUCGGGGGAAGCUCCGCGGGCGAGACUCGCCGGGCCACGACACCCCACGAGAAGGCGCUCACGUCACCGUCGUGGGGGAAGGGGGCUGAGUUGCUCCUGGGGGACCAGCCGGACCUUAUGGCGUCCCUGGACGGCGGGGCCAAGUCGGACGGUAGUUCGCCGCACGUGGGCGAGUUCGCCUCGGACGAGGUGAGCACUAGCUACGCCAAUGAGGACGAGGUGUCGUCCAGCUCCGAUAACCCCCCGGCCCUGGCCAAAGCGAGCAGGAGCCCCCUGGUGACCGGCUCGCCCAAACUCCCUCCCCGUGGGGUAGGCGCCGGGGAACACGGACCGAAGGCGCCCCCGCCCGCGCUCGGCCUGGGUAUCAUGUCUACCUCUACCUCGACCCCUGACAGCUACGGCGGCGGUGGGGGCACGGGCCAUCCGGGCACGCCGGGCCUGGAGCAGGUCCGGACCCCGACGAGCAGCAGCGGCGCCCCGCCACCCGACGAGAUCCAUCCCCUGGAGAUCCUCCAGGCGCAGAUCCAGCUGCAGAGGCAGCAGUUCAGCAUCUCCGAGGACCAGCCUCUGGGGCUCAAGGGCGGCAAGAAGGGCGAGUGCGCCGUCGGGGCCGCGGGCGUGCAGAACGGCGACAGCCAGCUGGGCAGCUGCUGCUCCGAGGCUGUCAAGAGUGCCAUGAGCACCAUCGACCUGGACUCGUUAAUGGCGGAGCACAGCGCUGCCUGGUACAUGCCCUCCGACAAGGCCCUGGUGGACGGCGCGGACGAUGACAAGACGCUGGCGCCUUGGGAGAAGGCCAAACCCCAGAACCCCAACAACAAAGAAGCCCAUGACCUCCCCGCAAACAAGGCCUCGGCGACCCAGCCCGGCAGCCACUUGCAGUGCCUGUCCGUCCACUGCACAGACGACGUGGGCGACGCCAAGGCCCGAGCCUCCGUGCCCACCUGGCGGUCCCUGCACUCUGACAUCUCCAACAGAUUCGGGACAUUCGUGGCCGCCCUAACUUGAAUGACAAGAAAUACCCCGUCCCCUGCCAGGCCCUUCCCUCCCCCCUCUCUGUCUCCUGCCCCCUCCCCUGGCCCCACCCCCCUGUUCAUUGGAAAGGGCCACUAUUGCUGAGUGGAUGAUUUGUUUUUUUUGUUUUCUAGGUUGGUACCUGCUUAGUGGCAUAAAGACCGGAAAGGGUU